AUGGGGGGUGAAAACUGUUCGGUGUUGCACAAUUACGGAUUUUCACUGGCCACUGUGUUGGGGCGAUUGGGGAAAGAAAAGAAAAAGUGUUCUAUUUUCGAAUUCGCGGUGGGCGCGGUGGCCGUGCAGUCUGCACGGCGCUGUGUCGGUGACUGGGCGUCGGUGAGCGCCGUCGCCGGCCGCCGAGCGCUCGGCACGUUCCCGCCACUCGGCGCCGCGGCCGUGAUUCCGAGUGCGUCUGCCCCGCGUCUAGGGCUAACGCGUCCCGGUGAAAACAAACAACGCAGCGGAUACGCCGGUGGGAAAAUGGUUGCCGAGUUCGAACUUCGAAUGUACUCGGGUCAUGAAUAUUCAAUAUUAAUACUCUCG
Messenger RNA from Iphiclides podalirius (scarce swallowtail), 369 nucleotides. The record is from the annotation of a GenBank genome assembly. NCBI's taxonomy places the organism in Eukaryota, Metazoa, Arthropoda, Insecta, Lepidoptera, Papilionidae.